AGCCCUGUGUUUCACUUCCCUACGCAGUACCAAAACCGAUAGAGGCAGACCGUUAUUAUUAUUAUUAUUAUUAUUAUUACUAUUAUUAUUAUUAUUAUCAUCUACUGCACCAUGGGUCUUGCAGACACGCUAAAGCAGUGGAAUGUCUACCUCUGGGAUCGGAAAACAAUAUUUCCCGUUGUCAUCUUCUUGAUUUCUCUGGCUUGUGAGAUGAACGCCGAAGACAGCGGCAUGGAGGAGCUUACUACAGAGAAAGAGGCUGAAGAGAGCCACCGGCAGGACAGUGUUAAUUUACUAACGUUCAUCUUGUUGCUGACAUUAACCAUUCUUACCAUCUGGUUAUUUAAACACAGACGAGUCCGCUUUCUGCACGAGACGGGCUUGGCUAUGAUAUAUGGGUUGCUGGUCGGGGUGAUCCUGCGCUAUGGCAUUCCCUCCACCAGCUACCACAACAAGACGCCCCCCAGCUGUGCCCUGACGGGCCGGCCCGUGAGCACGCUGCUGCUCAACGUGAGCGGGAAGUUCUUCGAGUACACGCUGAAGGGAGAGAUCAACUCCCGGGAGAUACACAACGUGGAGCAGAACGACAUGCUGCGCAAGGUCACUUUUGAUCCAGAGGUUUUCUUCAACAUUUUACUACCGCCAAUCAUUUUCCAUGCUGGAUAUAGUCUUAAAAAGAGACAUUUCUUCAGGAACCUGGGAUCCAUCCUGGCAUAUGCUUUCUUAGGAACCGCACUGUCCUGUUUUGUUAUUGGUAAUCUCAUGUACGGUGUCGUGAAGCUGAUGCAAGCUGUAGGGCAGCUGUCUGACAGGUUUUACUACACGGACUGUCUCUUCUUUGGAGCCAUCAUUUCAGCCACUGAUCCAGUCACAGUCCUGGCUAUAUUUAAUGAACUCGGUGCAGAUGUGGACCUGUAUGCGCUCUUGUUUGGAGAAAGUGUCCUGAAUGAUGCAGUUGCCAUAGUUCUCUCAUCGUCUAUUGUAGCUUACCAGCCUUCCGGAGGGAAUAGCCACACAUUCGACGCUGCAGCCUUCUUCAAAUCGGUUGGAGUUUUCCUGGGGAUAUUCAGCGGUUCGUUUGCGAUGGGAGCUGUCACCGGAGUGGUCACUGCUCUUGUCACGAAGUUCACAAAGCUGCACUGCUUCCCCCUCCUGGAGACGGCUCUGUUCUUCCUCAUGUCCUGGAGCACGUUCCUGCUGGCCGAGGCCUGUGGGUUUACAGGGGUGGUUGCAGUGCUAUUCUGUGGAAUCACGCAGGCACAUUAUACCUACAACAACUUAUCCACUGAGUCGACCAUCAGAACAAAGCAGCUCUUUGAAGUUCUUCACUUCCUGGCUGAGAACUUCAUAUUCUCCUACAUGGGGCUGGCCCUCUUCACCUUCCAGAACCAUAUCUUCAGCCCCAUCUUCAUUGUGGGAGCCUUUGUUGCUAUCUUCAUAGGAAGGGCCUGCAAUGUCUAUCCCAUCUCCUUUGCUUUGAAUUUGGGAAGAAGGAACAAGAUUGGCUGGAAUUUUCAGCACAUGAUGAUGUUUGCAGGCCUGAGAGGAGCCAUGGCGUUCGCUCUGGCAAUCCGGGACACGGCCACCUACGCCCGUCAGAUGAUGUUCACAACGACUCUGCUCAUCGUCUUCUUCACAGUCUGGGUGUUCGGGGGGGGCACCACCCCCAUGUUGUCAUGGCUACACAUCAGCGUUGGUGACCCUACCACAUCACAGGAGGAGGAGCCCGCUGGACAGUGGAGAUACUUCAGAGUUGGUGUGGAUCCUGACCAGGAUCUUCAGGGCUGCAGUGACAGCUUCCAAGUACUGCAAGGGGACGGUUCUCAACCGGAAGGUGGAAGCAAAACCAAGCAAGAAAGUGCCUGGCUUUUCCGAUUGUGGUACAGCUUUGACCACAAUUACCUGAAGCCGAUCUUGACGCACAGCGGCCCCCCCCUGACUGCCACUCUGCCGGGAUGCUGCAGGCCUCUAGCUCGGUGCUUGACCAGUCCGCAGGCCUACGAGAACCAGGAGCAGCUGAGAGGCACGGACUCUGACCUGGUACUGAAUGACGGUGACCUCACGCUCGCGUACGGCGACACGGCCAUUACUGCCAACGGGGCCUCUGGCUCCCACUCGGCUUCCUCCGGCACGAGACCCAAGAGCACCUCCGAAGAGGCUCUGGAGCGAGAGCUCGAGAUGGGGGACCCCGAGCUGAUCCAUCGAGGCACUCGCCUGGUGUUUCCCAUUGAGGACCACGCUUGAGCUGAGCAGCGGGGACUGACUGCCUCUUGUCCCCGACAAUGAAGAAAUAAAGGAAUGCUGGUCCCAGCCAGUUAAAAACUUUCAACCUGUUUUAGAAAAGGGUAGGGUGUAAGAGAACAGCAGCAUUUCAUUCCCACCAAGCUUAAUAUGAUAGGACUGUGGCUCAUGUAUAUUGAGCAGUGAAGGAGAUACAGUAGUUGGACUUGUGACAACCUUUUUGAAAACAUGUAAAAAUAAUGAUGACACGUCCAUGUGCUCCUGUGGGUUAGAAGGCAAAGAGGAACUGUUUAACUGAGCUAGAGAUCCACAUUUCAUUUACAUUCAAGUGUCUGGCAGAAGAACGCAUUUGUGACAUCAAUCAGUCCUCCUUGUUAUUUUACAUUGCUGCUAAAAAAAAGAAAGAGACCGAGUCUCAAAGGAGGAACACCUAGCUGGUCGUGAAGCCUGGGCUGCAUUGUGAGCCUUACUGUAGUUAAUCUCUGCUAGCAAACUGGAAGCUGUACAAUGUAAGCAUGAUGCAAACCCCAUUAAUGUAACCCCCUUUUUAAUGUAACCAGUGCUGUGGCUAAUAUUACAUCAUGUUGUUAUCGGAAACUCCAUUAUUAGAUGUUCCAGAAUGUAAGAACCACAGACAUCUUCUGACCCUGCUUUUAUCCCAGCAAGUUUAAUACACUCUAUGUGCAUUAAUACAGUACAAGUCUGUGGCUAAUUUGCAACGGUUUCUGUGUAGUAAACCUGAUCAGCUGCAUACAAGAAGCAUGAGCCCAGUUCUAUAAAGCUUCAUGCAGUGCUCUGUUGUGCAAUAGCAACAACCACAAGAUACAAAGGGAACCAAUUGAUCAUGCAGCGGUCUCGGUUAAGCUUUGUCAGUCCAAGUCAGCGUCUUACUGUGUUGGGUGGAGACUUGGGAAGCCUAAUGCUGUUGUGCACUCGCCUUCCCCAUUAAAAAACCCACGGCGUUUAAAUACACUUUCAAUGCAUUGCAAUUGGCACGUCUACUGCAGGCUUGAGUUCGACUGCUGUCAGGCUGUAACUGUGGUUUAACAUCUCAAGAACUGCACUGCAAUCCCAGCUGCACACUACAGUCUACAGCCACAGUGCUCUGAAACUAACUAUGAUCUCAAAGCUGUUUACUCCAAGACGUCCAGACGGAGAAACACACCCAAUAAAGUUACUAAACCAGAUACAAUCAAGUCAGUCUUUAAUCGUACAUUUUUUAAAGUAGUCAAGGUGUUUCUGAUUGGUUUUAAAUUUGUAAUGCCUGGUUUUUCAGAUAGAAAUUGCGCUAGUGACGAAUUGGAGUAAACAGGUUUGCAAAUCUAUUCCUGUGUGGUUCUUCUGUCCUCUCUUAAAGCACUUUACAACUGGACUGCAGUCAAGUGUGACGUCAUUGUGUCUUGUUCAUUACAUGAAUAUCCUGUCUCGUCCUCAUAUAUUGCAGCGUGUUCUAGCAGCUUUUCUUUUGAACCUAGUUUUUAAUAACGUUAAUAAUCAGUGAAAGUAAAACAGUGAGGAUGAGAGCUACAUAUAUCGUACGACUAACAAUAAUUUCAAUUUGUAUAGGUGUGUGUAGAAAUGUAGGAUUGCUAAUAAUUACACAGUGGGCUCCAAAAAUAUUAGGAUAUUUUUAAUUUAGAUUUUUUUUUAUGUCUGCUUCAUGUCUGUAAACAGUAAUAUGACGUUGUUUUAAUCUUACAGAUAAUAGAAUGAAUAGACCAUUUUUUAACAUUUGCCAGUAAUAUCAGUACUACCUUACAAGAUGUACUGUAGGUGUAGUUUUCCACUUGGAUCUCUGGAAAUCACUGUAUAAUAAUCUCCAUCUCUUGUUGAUUUAUUCUUAUUGACAUUCAUGAUUUAUUUAAAGUAAUAGAGCUUUGUGAGGCCAAAGUUAUUCUAAAAGAUGAUUUAGUUUUUUAAUGGGUUACAUGUAACUUUCAUUGUUCAAUAUUUUUUUUAAAUGUGGGCCUUAGAAAUGUUGGUAAAUUCAGUGCUGUCGAAAAACCAUAGAAACUCAAUGACCCCCCUUCUGGUCAGUGGUCAUUUUUAUUGUCUUUCGUGGUAGGGCUUUGUUUUCUACAUCUCGGUAACAUUGCUGAGCAGCCAUGAAGCUUGUACUGUGUGUCUGUAGUAAAACACUUACAAUCUCUGCUACAAUCGUUGUUUCAAAUAGCUAGUAGAAGCUGCUUCUCUUGCGGUAGCACCAAUAUUGUUGGAGCCAGUCGUACAUUGCUAUACACAACCUAAUGGAUUCCAUCUUUUAGAAGGGGAUUGUCCUUUGGGUAGAGUUGGCUAACUCCUGAUAGCGAGAGUUAGGUUUAGGACUGUGCAGUCAAUUUGUCUAUAGCUGCCUAUACAAUGUUUUGUUGUCUGGUAUUCAUGUGGGAACCACCAGCCCCUCUCCCAGCAAACAAUUCCGAACCCUCUUCUUAUUCUGUGCUGUGUCACAAACCGUGCCAGUCUGUAAAUAUAGCAGUUCAAUCUUCCUUAUUGCUGAUCAUCAGGACGUGCAGGAAGACUUUCCUUGUUUCCUUGAGUUGUUCUGCAUGUGUUCUAUCUCUGUCAAUAAAAUCUGU
Messenger RNA from Polyodon spathula (Mississippi paddlefish), 4817 nucleotides. RefSeq names its product sodium/hydrogen exchanger 7-like. Gene Ontology annotation, biological process: proton transmembrane transport; regulation of pH; sodium ion transport. Lineage: Eukaryota; Metazoa; Chordata; Actinopteri; Acipenseriformes; Polyodontidae. The transcript has 17 exons. Gene Ontology annotation, molecular function: sodium:proton antiporter activity. The coding region runs from base 112 to 2244 and encodes 710 amino acids. The record is from RefSeq and is a predicted model, not a curated record. Gene Ontology annotation, cellular component: membrane; recycling endosome.